UGACAAAAUGAUCCAACAAAUUAUAGUUCCAGCUUAUCUCUUCCUACUUUAGCCGCCUUUAUUUCCGGUUUUGGUUCUCUCACUACAAUCAUAUUGAUAUUUAUUGUGUCAGACCAUUUAUACUAGUAUUUAUGUGUGUAUACAAUCUGGCUCAGAAAACUAUCAUCAUUUAAACCGUGACAUCGACCUUUAUAGUACUUGGUUCCUGAGUUUUGGUCAAGUUUCUUAUCCGCGUUUGUUCUCUGGUUUUGGUGAAUUGAGCAUGAAAAUAUCUGGUUUAGCUUUGGAAUGGUACUUCGAAUUUGAGCAUAAGAAGUAUCAGUUUCUCUGAUAUUAUUAUAUCAUCCUUGAGUAGGGUUUUAGGUUGGAGAACUUUUGAUAGAAUUUGGGAAAUUGAAGGUGCCCCUUUUGAUCACUUUCAAACCCUGGAACUAAAAAAUCAGAAGGCUUUUCUACUUCAAACACUUAUUUUGAUCUGGGUUUCUCUCCUUUGUCAAUUUGGCUAACUGGGCUUUGAAGACUUUGGUUGUCUUUGGUGGCAGUGAUUGCGGCAAUUGAAUUCCUCCUUAAAACUGAUAUAUAGCUCUUUUUAUAUAUGGGUUUCUCUCCUUUCUCAAUUUGGUGAACCUAUUUACCAAUAUCUAUCGGUCUAUAUAUAUAUAUAUAUGUGAACUGGGUUUGAAGACUUUGGUUGACUUUGGCGGUGAUUGCGGAGAUAUAUAGGGGGAUUCUAAACUUGCAACCCUUUUUACAUUCUGGUUAAACUGGUUUGUUAGUUCAUUGAACUGGGCAUGCACCACAUUCCUUGACAUGUGAGGUGUCUGCUGACUGGUUUAUAUGUUAGUCGGUUUUGCUUGAUGGCUACUUAAUGAAUCCAGCUAUGCUUUGUUUAAUUCUCAAAGAUGGAAUUUAGGUGCAAUGUUUUGUUGAGAAUGGCUGUGGUUGUGUUCACUCUGUUGUUGGUGGUGCAAUUGCCAAGAAUCUUUGCCUCCAGAUUGUUAAUAGAGUCAGAGGCCUGUGGAACUGAUCACAUCAGCCAUUUGGGUUACUCUGGUCAUGAAUUGUUUUACAUAAAUGGGAAAUUAGUAGACAAAGAUAUGUUCUGCAAUGCCGUAAAAUCCUAUCAUGCAAAUCAUUGCUUCAUCACUGGAAAUGUCAGAAGUUACUGUGGAUUGGAGCAUUCUUUAGGUGAGUUGUCUCUGAAGGCAGGAAGUAAGUUUUUGCAAAAGGUGGUUAGAGAAGAAUCUGCAAGCCAUAAUUUUGAUCGGAAAAGUCAACCGAGUGGAUGCAAAUCUCUGUUAACCCCAAAAAAGUUGACGGCCAUGGCAGUACCAGGAAUUUUUGUUCUGUGUUGUAGUUUUCUUUGCCCAUGUUUUCAUAAGAGGAGGAAAGAAACAGGCCACGAUGUUCUUUCCAAGAACCCAAGUUCAAUGGGUUCAGUUUCCUCUGUGGAAGUGAAUUCUGCUUUUGAAAAGAUUCAAGGCAGUCCACUAAGACUUCCGCCUACUCCUAGAUUUUCCAUGUCCCCAGAUCUUAAAAGAGUUGGAUCAGUUCAUCUCAAUAUGAGUCAGGUUGCUAAAGCCACGAAGAAUUUUUCACCUACCAUGAAGAUUGGUGAGGGAGGCUUUGGAACUGUCUACAAGGCCCAGCUACAAGAUGGCCAGAUAGUUGCCAUAAAACGAGCAAGGAAGGAACUCUUCGAAGCUCUAAGAACUGAAUUCAGCAGCGAAGUUGAACUUCUGACAAGGAUUGAUCAUAGAAAUCUAGUAAAGCUGCUUGGUUAUGUUGAUAAAGGAAAUGAACGCCUAAUUAUUACGGAAUAUAUGCCGAAUGGUACCCUAAGAGAUCAUUUGGAUGGUUUGCGGGGUAAAGUCUUGGAUUUUAAUCAGCGACUUGAAAUCUCCAUUGAUAUUGCUCAUGCCUUGACUUAUCUCCAUCUCUAUGCAGAGAAGCAGAUUAUCCACCGAGAUGUGAAGUCAUCUAAUAUUCUUCUGACUGAGAGCAUGAGAGCCAAAGUAGCUGAUUUUGGAUUUGCGAGGCUUGGUGCAAUGGACUCGGAUAAAUCACAUGUUUCAACCAAAGUGAAAGGGACUAUUGGUUACCUUGACCCUGAGUAUAUGAGGACCCGUCAACUCACAGCUAAGAGCGAUGUAUACUCAUUUGGGAUUUUACUAUUAGAAAUUCUAACAGGCCGUCGCCCUGUGGAGUUGACUACACCUGCCAAUGAAAGGGUGACGCUUAGAUGGGCCUUCAAGCAGUACAAUGAAGGAAACGUUACGGGGAUGAAGGAUCCUCUAAUGCAGGAGGUGGUAGAUGAGCAGAUAUUAAUGAAAAUGUUUGAUUUGGCAAUCCAAUGUGCAGCGCCCACACGUACCGAUCGUCCAGACAUGAAGUCAGUGGGAGAGCAGUUGUGGGGUAUUAGGAUGGGUUACCUCAAGACAGGAAGCAGAGGAAAUUAAGUGCAAAUUGAGUGUGUGAUUAUUCAAAAAGUCGGUUGUCAUGUAGAGAAUCCUAAACUAAGCUAUUCUCGUCUUUUCAUUUUAGUUUGAUACCCUGUUGUGUAGCAUGCAUUAACAGGAAUAAGCUAUUUAUUCACUUGUUUGAA
This is a messenger RNA of Cornus florida, 2605 nucleotides long. Its product is annotated as calmodulin-binding receptor-like cytoplasmic kinase 3. Gene Ontology annotation, biological process: protein phosphorylation. Lineage: Eukaryota; Viridiplantae; Streptophyta; Magnoliopsida; Cornales; Cornaceae. The record is from RefSeq and is a predicted model, not a curated record. The transcript has 9 exons. The coding region runs from base 903 to 2459 and encodes 518 amino acids. Gene Ontology annotation, molecular function: protein kinase activity; ATP binding.